CAGCUCUCCUGGAGAAUUCAAACAUCAUCUUCCAAAGAGCCACAGCAAUGAAGGCAUUAGUGCUCGCCCUCCUCUUCUUCCUCGUUGUAGCCAGUGAAGCCAAACAAUUCUCCCAAUGUGAACUGGCUUCACUUCUGAAACAACAGGGCAUGGCUGGAUUUGAGCGUGUCAGCUUGGAAAACUGGAUCUGUAUGGUUGCUCAUGAGAGCAGCUUUGAUACCCAAGCUGUGGGUAGGAUAAACAGGAAUGGCAGUCGUGACUAUGGGAUAUUCCAGAUAAACAGCCGCUAUUGGUGCAACAAUAACCAGGGCCAUUCGCAUAAUAUGUGUAACAAGCCUUGCAGUGAUUUCUUAAAUGAUGACAUCAUAGAUGAUAUUGCUUGUGCUAAGAGAGUUGUGAGUGAUCACAAUGGGAUGAACGCCUGGGAAGGCUGGAAAAAGAACUGCAAAGGAAGAGAUCUGUCACAAUGGACUCAGGACUGCAACCUCUGAGACUGAUGAUCCUGCAUUUCUCUUCCUCCUCCUGGGAUGAAAACGAUGCUAUUUCUUAUAUAACCAACAUUUAACAACUUGAUUCUAUCCUUGUAUCCCACCUGUUGGGAUAAAUUGAUUUCUUUGCAUACAAAUGAUGAUUUUAAAAAGGUUUCUAGGUGAGGAAGACGGAACGAGUCUGCUUUUUCAAAUCUUCAAAACCUGCUUCAAUAAAAUGUAUAUUGUGCAUUAUUCCUUU
Thamnophis elegans (Western terrestrial garter snake) is the source of this 729-nucleotide messenger RNA. Its product is annotated as lysozyme C, milk isozyme-like. The record is from RefSeq and is a predicted model, not a curated record. Bases 48 to 491 code for a protein of 147 amino acids. Gene Ontology annotation, molecular function: lysozyme activity. The transcript has 4 exons. Lineage: Eukaryota; Metazoa; Chordata; Lepidosauria; Squamata; Natricidae.